Amphimedon queenslandica is the source of this 1069-nucleotide messenger RNA. Its product is annotated as ras-related C3 botulinum toxin substrate 1-like. NCBI's taxonomy places the organism in Eukaryota, Metazoa, Porifera, Demospongiae, Haplosclerida, Niphatidae. The transcript is spliced from 4 exons. Bases 209 to 799 code for a protein of 196 amino acids. Gene Ontology annotation, biological process: small GTPase-mediated signal transduction. The record is from RefSeq and is a predicted model, not a curated record. Gene Ontology annotation, molecular function: GTP binding; GTPase activity.
UCAUUGUUUGCUCACGUGACUUUCCAAUUACACUUGGGCGGGGCUGGGAAUUAGGGAGAGAUCAGAAAAUAGGGCCAGGAACUGAACGGGUCGAGAGAGUGACGGAUCGGGUCAAAGACAGGGACUGGUAGCCUAUUACUGAGUUCUCUUUCUCGCUACACUCCUCCAGUCCGUGGAACAAUUAGCAAAUUAUAAUAGAGACCAAGAGAUGGCUAAGACAGAAAGAGAUAUUAAAUGUGUUGUUGUUGGAGAUGGAUCUGUGGGUAAAACCUGUAUGUUAAUAUCCUAUACUACUAACUCAUUCCCUGGAGAAUAUGUCCCUACUAUUUUUGAUAAUUACACAGCUAACGUUUUCGUGGAUGGUAGACCGAUAAGUUUAGGACUUUGGGACACGGCUGGACAAGACGAUUACGAUAGGCUCCGCCCACUCUCGUAUCCAGACACUGAUGUAUUUUUAAUAUGUUUUUCACUUGUCAAUCCAAACUCGUUUGCAAAUGUGGCCGAUAAAUGGUGGCCUGAAAUCGGUCACCAUGCACCAGGUGUGCCUAAGAUACUAGUUGGUACAAAAUUGGAUUUACGAGACAACAUGGGGGAACUAGAACGACUUCGUUCCAGAAACCAAAAGCCAAUAGCGAUAACACAAGGAGAGGCCAUGAGAAAAAAGAUUGGUGCCAUAUCGUACAAGGAGUGCUCAGCUCUGACACAAGCUGGGCUAAAAGAUAUAUUUGAUGAAGCGAUCAAAGUGGUCCUGUUUCCAGAGCAACAGAAAAAGAAGAAAUCAAAGUGUCUCAUUCUUUAGUCCAUGACCUCAAGAUAUUAAUAAUAAUAAUUAUGGUAACAAAAUAAUAAUAAUAAUACUAAUACUUGCUAUUGAUUUUACAUUAAAAUGAAACAUUCACGCUUUCAGUAAAAAUGGACUCUCUCAUGUGUUUCAAAAUAUCUUAUGUAUUUGUAUGAAUUUCUCUCACUAUCUCUCUCUCUUUUUCUUUUCAUUUAUUAUAAGCUGUUGUUUUUGUUUAUUUUUGUCUGUCAAUUCAAACAACAUCUCGUCCUAUUCUGGUAGUUUUAA